UAUGGUGGUAUAGGAGCGAGCUAUAGGGACAAGCGGCAGUGUUGGGAGGGUCAUGAGCGCAGAAGGACACACAUACACAACUGUUUGGUCAGACGAGACAUGUAUCAGAAUGGCCGACACAAACAUGAAAAUAAUGUAUCCGGCAACAAAGAUGGAGGAGUCCAUUGGCGUGGCGGCAACAGCAACAUCGCCAAUGGGAACGGGCACGCCGUCUCAGUCGGGGAUGCAACAGGGGCCGGUGAAACGGAUGCAUCGCUGUCCGAAGUGGCCGUCCCAGGGGGAGACAAGCUGGAGGGGACGGACGCAGUUGAGGACGACACUCUUCACCUCAAGAGACGGGUGGGACUCUUCAGUGGGGUGGCUCUAAUUGUUGGCACCAUGAUCGGGUCUGGAAUUUUCGUGUCCCCGUCGGGCCUCUUGAUUCGAACGGGUUCCAUCGGGUUAAGCUUCAUAAUAUGGGUGGCGUGUGGUUUGCUGUCAUUAUUAGGUGCCCUCGCGUAUGCCGAGUUGGGUACAAUGAACACCAGCUCUGGGGCCGAGUACGCCUACUUCAUGGAUGCCUUCGGUUCCAUGCCUGCCUACCUGUUCUCCUGGGUGUCCACGUUGGUGCUGAAGCCUUCGCAGCUAGCCAUCAUCUGCCUCAGCUUCUCUAAGUAUGCGGUUGAAGCCUUCGUUACGGAGUGUGAACCGCCAGACAGUGUCGUCAAGCUGGUGGCUGUCCUAGCCAUUGCGGUGAUCCUGUUCAUCAACUGCUACAGUGUGAAUCUGGCGACUGGGGUUCAGAAUGUCUUCACUGCGGCGAAGCUGGUCGCCAUCCUUAUCAUUAUCUGCGGGGGCGCCUACAAACUGGGAGAGGGUAACACCCAGCAUCUGAAAAAUGUAUUCGAAGGUACGUCCUUCUCUUUGGGGAAUAUCGCUACUGCAUUUUAUACUGGACUCUGGGCGUAUGAUGGUUGGAACAACCUCAAUUAUGUCACUGAAGAAAUCAAGAACCCAUCCGUGAAUCUUCCUCGAUCCAUCAUUAUUGGUAUCCCGCUGGUGACUAUAUGCUAUGCUCUCAUCAAUGUCUCCUACCUGGCUGUCAUGUCCGCGACAGAGCUUGUGGAAUCAGAAGCAGUGGCAGUGACUUUCGGGAAUCGAAUUCUCGGGGUGAUGGCUUGGCUGAUGCCCUUAUCCGUCACAGUAUCAACAUUCGGAUCGGCUAACGGGACGCUGUUUGCUGCAGGAAGGUUGUGCUUCGCUGCCAGCCGAGAGGGUCAUCUUCUGGAUAUCUUGUCAUAUGUUCACGUGCGACGAUACACCCCCGCCCCAGGGCUCAUAUUCCAUUCCCUGAUCGCUGUCGCCAUGGUGAUAUCAGGUAGUAUAGAUUCUCUGAUCGAUUUCUUCAGCUUCACAGCCUGGAUCUUCUAUGGGGGCUCGAUGCUGGCCCUGAUCGUGAUGCGGUACACCAAACCCAACGCUUUGCGGCCAUAUAAGGUGCCUCUCAUCAUUCCAAUAGUGGUGCUGGCGAUCUCUGUAUAUUUGAUUGCCGCGCCGAUCAUAGAGAACCCUCAGAUAGAAUACCUGUACGCCGCUCUGUUCAUCGUGGCUGGACUCAUCUUCUACGUACCGUUUGUCCACUACGGUUUCGUACCAAGCUUCAUGGAUAGCGUCACGGUGUUCUUUCAGCUGUUGCUGGAAGUAGCGCCUACUCAGUCCAUCUUUGAUUAGCACGAAAGAAGAAACGGGAAGUCUUAAUUGACUGAAACAUACCUAUUCAUCACGACACGGCGUGAUGUUACAUUCGCGUGUAAACAACUUCACAGCAAGAUUUAAUGUCUUGUAAUUGUAUUUUAAGAUAUGUUGUUGUAUUUUCAUCUUAAUAACAUCGUGACUUGAGGUCUAGGUUGUUUUAUUCAUUAUAACAUUAGAGAAGGGAACUUUAAAAAUGUGCUGGACUCUGCUUUAAGGAAAAUACUGGAAAGUAAUUGAUAAUAUGACGAUAUAGUAUUAUAAAAAAGAAAACAAACAACAAUGAAUUAGAUCUGUGUUUGUUGUAUAGAAAUGAUAAAAAUACUCAGUAAACAUCCUAAUUAAUAGAAUAAUGUAACCAUUACGGUUCUCACAGAUAGCUGAUGGUAUUAAUCAGCGCUUAUAAUUGUCUUACCAUCUGAAAACAAACAAUAAGUAAAUCAAAACAGUAUCAAGUGUUGGAAUUUGUGAUGUUCUAAGCGUAUUAAAUUACAAUCCAAUUGUUGUUCUCUCUGAUUAGAAGCAGGCACUGGCUUAAUGUAAUAGAAAAUGCUAAAUGUUGUUUACACAUUGUCCUAGAAAUUGAUAUAGGCAAAAUAUUCUAAUGGCAGAGAUGACAUGACUAUUGGAAUAAUAAAAAUUAUUAUUUGCAGAAGUAUUUCUUCUUACAAUAGAUUAUAUUUUGAAGCCUGUAAAUAUACCGUUUUCCAUCUCAAACCACUAUUCAUAUAACCAAGAUAUUCUGCCAUGAACUUAGAGCAUGUUUUCCUUAUAAAUAUUUUUAUAUUUUGGGUUUUAUAUGUGAAAGAGAUAUUUACAUUUUGUAUUAAACUUUUGACACUAUUCUGCUUACAAUUCAUUUUAAAUCGGUUUUUAUUUUUACAUCAAGGGAAUCCAUUGCUCAUGUUAUGCAAUAAUAAUAAAUUAUACUACAAAUCCAUGAAUCUAUUGAGUAAAUGGACAUACGCUCUGAGUAGUAUGCAAAUAAGUGUACUGAUUUAUACUUUUCUUUCUUAUUUUUAUUCAAAUCUCGACAUAACUGCUUUUAAAAUAAUGUACAAUUCUUAUUUCAGUACGCAUUUGCUGUAUUAGAAAUAAUUCUCUAGUAAAAUCUACCAAAAUAAAUAUUCGAAACACUUCGUAUUAUUUCGUUUACUGAUUGGAGCGAAUUCUGCUAAAAGAGGAUGUAGAACACAUUAACAUAAUAGGUUUCAUGUUAAUCUCAGUGUCUAUAUACAUCCUUAGAUUUAAGAAAGAGGCGCUGGUUUCCUUAAAGAGUAAUCGGUUCGAGAAUGGAUUGAAAAUUUGUUAUUAAAUGUGAUAUUUUCAACUUGUUGGCAAAGAUUUCUUAUCCAUGGUUAAUAUAAUUUUUCAUAAGUUUAAUUAUUAUUGAUUUUGAAUUAUGUAGUUAUGUAAUGGUAGUGUAAUUUGUAGAAACGAAUUGAAAUGACAUUUUUUGUUACAAUAGCAAUAAAAGAUAACAAAUUAUUCAGUUUAUAUCUCUAAUUUUUACGUUAUUGAAACCACCCUUUAUAUUAUAAAUACACCUAUAAACUUCAAAUUACAGUAUGAAAAUUCUGAUUUAUUUUUGUAUUUUCUUUCGUUGAUUCCUGAUUGAAAUAUAAACUAGUGUAUUUUGCAAGUCAACAUGUAUUUGUUAUUCCCUUUCGUAAAUAUAUAAGUAUUUGCAUUGGAGAAUCCCUUCUGAGUCUCACAAUCAUACCAUAUUUGUGGUUGAAAAUAAUGUUGGUUCUGUCAUCUGGUGUGAUGGUGUUCUGAUAACAGACCAAAAGAGCAAUACACGUAGGACACGAUGAGUGAUUAAAGUGGUUGUUUAUGUAUAAAUUUAAGAACUGGUAUAUGUACUCAUCUAUUUUAUUAUAUUAUUAUUUUCCACAUAUCCAGUAGUUCAAAGUAAUAUUACAUAUAUAUCAUUUAUUUCCAUCGUUCUAUAAAAAGUAAUAUUUAAACAUAUUCUCAUAUUGCAGAGAACAAGUACAAGUAUACAAAUUGUAAUUCAGUAGGUUUGUCUAAUAGUUGACUAUGUUGAAAGUAUUCAGAAAUCAAUUGUAUGUAUCAUUUUAUUUCAGAAAAGAAAUUUAUGUUCCGAGAUUUCGCUCAAUUGCUGAAUGGCCAUUCUGACGAGUUUUAUAACGUGAAUGGCCGAUUCUGAAAUUCGUAAUUGUAUUUGCAAAUUUCCUUAAAUAUCACAUUACUGAUUUCUAACAUAAUGAACAAAAAAAUCAACUACAGGAAGAAAUACAUUUAUAUUAAUACUAUACAAUUUCCAACGGCAUUCUCUGAAGAUCAUUGAGCACAUUUGUGUAUAGACAACGAAAUGGAAAUUAGUGGACUAUUCCCAUACUGAAUUUCAGGAAAUUUAUCGAAGCAUUUAUGGGAUACAUGGAAAAUUCCAUACAGUAAAGUCUGUUAGAGAUACAUAUAGCUGUAGACUGGAAUUAUUCAGCAACUGUAUUAUGCAUGGGGAAGUCCAUUUUUGACUUCAGAAAUGGCAUAUAAUUGUGAAAUCUGCAAUGUUUUAGGCUGAUUCUAGGCCAGAGACAGAUAUGUGAUAAACAUAGUAAAGAGCCCUUAAUAUUAAAUCAGCACGUAUUGCCAAGUGUUUACAUCAGAAAUGACAAUUUAUUACUUCUCUUUUUGACAAUAUGAUCAGCAUUUCAAUAUUAAUUUCAUGUUUAUUAUGGUAUUAUUAUGUAGAAGUCAGUAUGGAGCAUGGAUACCAGUUCCUUAAUUUCGAAGAGAGAAUAAAUCUAUGCAGACAUAUUAGAAGUAAUACAGAAUUUAUAGCUAUACUCGUAUACGAGAAUAAUAUCGAAGUGUAAUGUUAACCAAAAAAAGAAAAAAGAAAGAAAGAAACUGUGUGAUGCAAAGAAGGGAAUGAAAAUGUAAACCGAACGUUUAAUUAAAUACUCCAGGAGUAGGAAAUUGACAGUUUAUAUUGUGCCUACAUACAUGAAGCAAAGAAAGAACCGGACAGCAGGAGCACUCGAUAUUCUCGCGAGUAAACCUACAAUAUUUCAAUUAAAUAAUGAAAUAUUUUAAAAUAUUCCGUUCUUGUAUUGAGGAAAAUAUGUUUGUUUGUAACAUGUUAAAAUCAUACCUAACACUAUUUUCUCGAGAGUGAUAAAGUGGAUAAUUUUACACAGUGUUAAUACUAAUGUGUCAGAAUCAGUUUGUGAGACAAAAUUAUAUGAUGAGUCACGAUAAAAUUAAUUACAAAGAACUUGUUCCAAGAUUUUCAGGCAAGGAAUUCAAUUUAUUUUACAGAAAAUAUUUGUAUAAGGGCAAAAAUAUAAUUAAAUAAUAUAUUGGUGUUUAUCUAAAACUACAGUACAGUUUGUUGUAUGUGGGACCUUAGAAAACGCACAGGGUUAGAGAAUACGGUAAAUUCAUUCAGAAUAAAAUGAAACGUUUUCACAUGGUUACAUAUGUCUCAUACAAAGAAAUUAUAAAUUUGUUCUCCAAUAUGUUCUAUGUUAAUUGUUGGGAUAACAAGAUGGAAUUUAUUAUUCCUAGAUUUUAAAAACAAUUUUUUUAUAUAUAUCACAUUCUCUGAUACAUUAUAUUUUAUUUCAAGAAAUGUCAGCCUUAUUCAACAAUGUAAUGCAAAAGUUUAGUGACACAAAGCUAAAACACCAAACAUUUUGUAUCAUCUUUAUCAUUCUAUAUUUUGAAGGAGAUUAAUGCCAGAAGUAUUGGUUUACCGCAUUUUAAGAAUAAAUUUAAUGAUAAUUACCACAGACAGUGAUAAUCAUUUGUAGUAAUGUUUAUGCCAUAUCGUAUUGAAGGAUAUUGAAGACUUGAAAUAUAUUGAAUAUUCUUAGUUAUUAAUGUUUAUUUUUAUUCUUAUAUAAAAGUAAACUGUAUUUUUGUUACCUGUUGAAGUCCUUCUGGUAAAAUGUGAUUAUUGUUGCUUGAAAGAAGGAUUAAUAGAAAGAAAAGCAUGCAUAGGCGUGUACAAAGUUACAGUUAUGAUAUUCGCGCUCAGAACAGAUAAUAAUUUUCUUUAUUUUAAGUCCCGCAUUGCAAGGCCAGAGUAGUAAACCGAUUUUUGGAAAACGAAAGAGUUCUAAGAGCCUUCUACAAUGCAGGAAUUAAAAUAUCAUAUUCAAGUAUAAUUGUUAAAAAUGGGGCGCGAGAUCUUUUGGUUUCUAGUUACAUUAAGUAGAAAUGUCUCUCUUCUAAAUUUUUGUUAGUGAUGCAAGCUACAGUAAAUUUCGCCACCUGAAACUUACUGUAGAAACUUGAAGAAUCUACGCCAAUGAUUCCAAUUCUAAAACAUCCGGGGUCCGGCUCGUUAUUAAAAUAGUAGUUCUACCUUCAGAAGGAAGAAGCUUUCUGUUUUGCGAGGAGUUUUUUUAAAAUCAUAUACAUUUAAUUCUAUAUUAAUCAUGAAAGAACGGUCUUUAAAAGUGUAGCAGUUACUGAUGUUUUAUUACUAAUAAUUACAUAGAACAGAAUAUAGUUAUGUUAGUAAUACCCUCGAAUGCAUCAUCAAAGCAUGACUAAGAUACGUUUGGAGAAAAUAUUCGUGAGCAAAGAGAGACGGCUUCCCGAAAUGCAGGGACGUUUCUGCAUAAAUAAAUAAUGUGUGUGUGUGUCAAUUAUUAUUUUCGAGACCUCGUGUCUCACCGAACCUACCGUCAAGUCCCACCAAUGGGACGUGUUCUACCGGCUGAGAAACAUUGAUCUAGAUCAUAAUUCUUGAAUAAUAUGCCAGAAUGUGAAACAGUGUUGAAAUAAUCAAAAUGCAAUAUGCAAGAAAUUAUGUGAUAUUAUUUUAAUAACGAUUCACUCUCUUCACUAAAUAGCGUAGGAAAAGGGUACCUUGUAUGGCCAUUUGACUGAAUUGUUUCGAGAUUCGUGUGGAGGAUAUACUUUGUUUUUUUAUAAAUCUGUAUGCUAACUUUACUGCAGUAUUGACCCGAACGCCAUUUUUAUUUUCUGGAUCCAGUGGCGGGACUAUAUCUUAGGCCCCUUACAGCGUAAAGGAAACUGCACACCACUUUACUUAACUGUCAGUCACUUGAUAUUUUCCACAAAAUGUGAAAUUACAAAAUUUUUCUGCCAGAAUAUACAGCUCUUGUUUCACUGUAAAACUUUAAUCUGGCAGUGUCUUGUCUUCAUGCCUUUGACUAUCAAGGGUGCUACAUUCUGGGAUGUGUUUUCUGAUAGAAGUUUUCCGAUGUUUCGGAGGAGCCAAGCAAGCAGCACGUAGAGCUUUGCGUCACGUUCCAGAAGAUCGUAAUUUUUGAGAAAUUAUGCAGACUUAUCGAAAAAUUAUACGUUUAAUCUGAAAAAA
Molecule: messenger RNA, 7054 nt
Organism: Cryptotermes secundus
Lineage: Eukaryota; Metazoa; Arthropoda; Insecta; Blattodea; Kalotermitidae
Gene: sbm
Product: b(0,+)-type amino acid transporter 1
Exons: 12
Coding region: 100-1710 (536 amino acids)
Biological process (GO): amino acid transmembrane transport
Cellular component (GO): membrane
Molecular function (GO): L-amino acid transmembrane transporter activity
Source: RefSeq, a predicted model, not a curated record